CCGACUGCGGGAGGCACGCUCUCGUGUAAUGACUGAGGAGCUGCCUUGCCUGCUGGGAUUGCAAUGGCGAAUCGGACGGUGAAAGAUGCUCAUAGCAUCCAUGGAACCAACCCGCAGUACUUAAUCGAGAAAAUCAUCCGCACCCGCAUCUAUGAAUCCAAGUACUGGAAGGAGGAAUGUUUCGGGCUGACAGCCGAACUGGUUGUGGAUAAAGCUAUGGAACUGAAAUAUAUUGGUGGCGUCUAUGGUGGGAAUAUUAAGCCUUCACCAUUCCUUUGUCUGACCCUUAAGAUGCUUCAAAUUCAGCCUGAAAAAGAUAUUAUCGUUGAAUUUAUAAAGAAUGAAGAUUUUAAGUAUGUUAGACUUCUGGGUGCAUUGUAUAUGCGACUAACAGGUUCUGCCAUUGAUUGUUACAAAUAUCUGGAACCACUCUAUAAUGAUUAUCGGAAAGUGAAGAGACAGAAGAGAGAUGGAGAGUUUGAACUUAUUCACGUGGAUGAAUUUAUGGAUGAGCUACUCCAUGAAGAGCGAGUUUGUGAUAUUAUCUUGCCCAGACUUCAGAAACGCUAUGUGUUGGAAGAAGCAGAAAUGCUGGAUACUCGAGUCAGUGCAUUGGAGGAAGAUAUGGACGACGUAGACACAAGUGAAGAUGAAGAUGAGGAUGAAGAUUGUAUGUUAAUAAUCUCAAGGGUGACAGAGUUCCAUCACCAGAGCCUCCACGACGUGGCUACCGUGAUCUUGAUCGGCCUCGAAGAUCACCAUCUCCACGAUAUCGAAGAAGUCGAAGCAAAACACCAAGACGACGAAGCAGGUCCCCCAAGCGAAGAAGUCCAUCACCGCGUCGUGAAAGACAUCGUAGCAAAAGUCCUAGACGUCAUCGUAGUCGUUCUAGAGAUCGUCGUCACAGAUCAAGAUCCAAAUCUCCAGGUCAUCACAGAAGCCACAGACACAGAAGUCAUUCUAAAUCACCUGAGAGAUCAAAGAAGAGUCACAAGAAAAGUCGAAGAGGAAAUGAGUGAAGUUCCAUAUAACCACAGCAACACAUUUCCAGUGCAUCUCAAGAACUGUUUGUAGAUAUAACUGAACUUUCUUUGCUUCAUGUUUAUAAUUUUUUGUACUUUUUUCAUUUGUUCUGAUUUUGAGAUGCUAUUUGUGAUAAUUCCAUGUAACACAUGAAUUGCAUUGUUAAGCUGUUCUACAGUUUUUGGGAUUGGGUAGAAGAUUAACAUUUCUGCAUUUAUUUUGUGAACAGGAAGAAUAUUAUUGAGUGCUUUCUGAAGUAACUUUACAGUUUUUAAGUGAUUUUAGGUGAUGUUUUGGUUGUAAAAUAUAAAGCAAGUUCAUUGUUUCUUUAGUAUAUACGGUAAACUUGAUUAUUAAAAGCAAUGGUUAUACAAAGGC
Molecule: messenger RNA, 1401 nt
Organism: Stegostoma tigrinum
Lineage: Eukaryota; Metazoa; Chordata; Chondrichthyes; Orectolobiformes; Stegostomatidae
Gene: prpf38a
Product: pre-mRNA processing factor 38A
Exons: 10
Coding region: 64-1074 (336 amino acids)
Cellular component (GO): precatalytic spliceosome
Source: RefSeq, a predicted model, not a curated record